Neodiprion fabricii is the source of this 4127-nucleotide messenger RNA. Its product is annotated as glutamate receptor ionotropic, kainate 2-like. Gene Ontology annotation, biological process: monoatomic ion transport. Gene Ontology annotation, molecular function: glutamate-gated receptor activity. The transcript has 21 exons. The record is from RefSeq and is a predicted model, not a curated record. Lineage: Eukaryota; Metazoa; Arthropoda; Insecta; Hymenoptera; Diprionidae. Gene Ontology annotation, cellular component: plasma membrane; postsynaptic membrane. The coding region runs from base 470 to 3394 and encodes 974 amino acids.
AAGGGUGGCGCCAUAGGCGGUUGCUUCGGACGAGGAGAGAACAGUCGCGCGCCGGCCGCCGCCAGGACUAGAUUCGCGUGUUCGUUGUUCGGUAAGUCGCUUCCUGCUUCUCUUGUUUUCCCAGAGUUGUUCGUGUAGUUUCGAGAGCUCGCGAGGCGCCGCGGCGUCGCGUUCCUCGAUCGCCGUCUCUCUCCUCCCGCAAGCUCGAUUGUCCGUUUCGAAUAUAAGUAUCGAGGGGCUGAGAAAGCGGAAAUAUGCCUGUCGAACAGUUUCAGCUGUCCAAUCGUCGACGGUUAGCCGGAGGAUAAUAAUAUUUUCACCCGUUAAACAACCGAUGCGGGAUAAUUCUCGAGGGGACAACAACCGCCGACAACUGCGUUCCGAGAGAAGGAGCGAGUAGUGGAAGCGGAAGUGGUUUUAGGAAGGGCUGGCGAAGGGCUGGCGGAAGGCUGGCGGUCCGAGAUGAGCGAUGAAGGGGGGCCUGGGCUGCCUGCUAGCCUCCGUCUUCGUAGUUCACAUCGUCAACGUGAACGGACUGCCGCCGGUGGUGAAAAUCGGUGCCAUAUUCACUCAUGACCAAAAAGAUAGCAGCACCGAACUGGCGUUCAAGUACGCGGUGUACAAGAUCAACGAGGACCGGACCAUUCUGCCCCACACAACCCUCGCCUACGACAUCCAGUACGUGCCGAGAGAUGACUCGUUCCACGCUUCGAAAAAAGCCUGCGAACAGGUCAAGUUUGGAGUCCAGGCGGUCUUCGGUCCGUCGGAUCCGAUCCUGGGUCAACACAUUCACAGCAUCUGCGACGCCCUGGACAUACCGCACCUGGAGGCGAGGUUGGACCUGGAGGCCGAGGCGAAGGAGUUCAGCAUCAACCUUCACCCGGCGCAGACUCUUCUCAACACCGCCUAUCAGGACGUCAUGGGUUUCCUCAACUGGACGAAGGUGGCGAUCAUCUACGAGGACGAUUACGGUCUCGUUAAGCUCAGGGAGCUCGUUCGCAGUCCGAGGUCCCGGGACAUGGAGAUCCAUCUGAGACAGGCGGGUCCCGAGUCAUAUCGUCAGGUCCUCACGGAGAUCAAGACGAAGGAGAUACGGAACCUGGUCGUCGACACGAAGCCCGAGCACAUGCACCACUUUCUGCGAACGAUACUGCAGCUUCAGAUGAACGACUACAAUUAUCACUAUCUGUUCGCAACGUUCGACAUCGAAACGUUCGACCUCGAGGACUUCAAGUACAACUUCGUCAACAUGACCGCGUUCCGACUUGUCGACGCUGACGACGUUGGGGUCAGGGGCGUACUCAGGGACAUGGAGAAAUUUCAACAGACCGGAAACACGAUACUCAACAAAUCUCGGGUCAUUCAGGCGGAACCAGCCCUGAUGUACGACAGCGUCCAGGUUUUCGCCGUGGGCCUCAGGACCCUGGAACAAUCGCACGCCCUUCGCCCAGCGAAUUUAUCUUGCGAGCUGGAACACCCAUGGGACGGUGGCCUCUCCCUUAUCAACUACAUAAACUCGGUUGAGCUGAAGGGAAUUUCUGGACCGAUAGAGUUCAAAGAGGGACGCCGCAUUCAGUUCAAACUCGAUUUACUCAAACUCAAGCAGCACUCGCUCGUCAAGGUGGGCGAAUGGCGACCAGGUUCCGGCAUCAACGUCACCGACAGGGCGGCUUUCUUCGAGCCAGGAAUCGCCAACGUUACCCUCGUCGUCAUAACAAUUUUGGAGACGCCCUACGUGAUGAUGCAUUACGAGAAAAAUUAUACGGGGAAUUCACGGUUUUACGGAUUUUGCGUCGACCUGCUCAAAGUGCUCGCCAAGGAGGUCGGAUUCUCGUAUCGAAUGGAGCUGGUUCCGGACCGGAAAUACGGGGCGAGGGACCCCGAGACAGGCGAGUGGAACGGCAUCGUCAAUGAACUCAUGCGACAUAAAGCGGACUUGGCCGUCGGUUCGAUGACGAUAAACUACGCGAGAGAAAGCGUGAUCGACUUCACAAAGCCGUUUAUGAAUUUGGGGAUAUCAAUCUUGUUCAAGGUUCCAACCAGCCACCCGGCUCGACUUUUCUCCUUCAUGAAUCCCCUGGCGAUCGAGAUAUGGCUCUACGUCUUAGCGGCGUACGUUCUCGUCUCGGUGACGAUGUUCGUCGUCGCUCGCUUCAGCCCCUACGAAUGGAACAACCCUCAUCCCUGUCACGCGGGGCCAGACAUAGUCGAGAACCAAUUUUCGAUGGCGAACAGCUUCUGGUUCACGAUCGGCACCCUGAUGCAACAGGGGAGCGACCUCAAUCCGAAGGCAACCAGCACCAGGAUAGUCGGCGGUAUCUGGUGGUUCUUCACCCUGAUAAUAAUAUCGUCGUACACCGCAAAUUUGGCGGCGUUUCUGACCGUCGAGAGGAUGAUAACGCCGAUCGAGAACGCGGAGGACCUCGAAGGGCAGACGGACAUCGUAUACGGGACGCUGGAUAGCGGAAGUACGAUGACCUUCUUCAGGGACUCGAUGAUAGAGACUUACAAGAAGAUGUGGCGGUUCAUGGAGAACAAGAAACCCUCGGUUUUUGUGCCGACCUACGAAGAGGGGAUACGGCGCGUCCUUCAGGGCGACUACGCCUUCCUCAUGGAGUCCACGAUGCUCGACUACAUCGUACAGAGAGACUGCAAUCUCACGCAAAUCGGCGGGCUGCUGGACAGCAAGGGAUACGGCAUCGCAACGCCGAUGGGAUCGCCCUGGAGGGACAAAAUAUCGCUGGCAAUCCUUGAGCUGCAGGAGAAGGGAGAGAUCCAGAUGCUGUACGACAAAUGGUGGAAGAGUCCAGGCGACACGUGCAUGAGGACCGAGAAAGGGAAGGAGAGCAAAGCCAACGCCCUAGGCGUCGACAAUAUAGGCGGAGUAUUCGUCGUCCUUCUCUGCGGUCUCGCAUUCGCAGUUCUUGUUGCGAUAUUCGAGUUCUGCUACAACUCUAAAAGAAACGCACCACCGCCCGCCGAACGACAACGGCCAACGGGACCUCCGACCUGCUCCGGUUCCCUGCAAGGCAUUCCUCAGGCGACACAGCAACAGCAACAGCAACAGCAGAAUUCCAACCCCCAGGAAUCGCUGUGCUCUGAAAUGGCUCGAGAGCUCUGUCUGGCGAUUCGCUGCAAUUCUUCAAAGCGCAGAAGACGGGGAUGCGAAAAAUGCUCGUCAAACAGAGGAUCUGGUUACCUCCAAGAAAAUCAAACCCCCACACCGAUUAACGGGAUGAGGUCACAGAUCGAACGUCGAAAGAGUUUGUAUCGAUGGAAGUUUGCUCGUUCCUGCAGUUGGUUUAGGAGUAGCUUGGGGGGCGCCAUCGACCUUCCACCCCACAUUCACAUGCAUCACGGACUUUCGCACGACUUCGACGUUGAUUACGAUUGAAGAUGGCAACAAGUCCGAAGUUCUUCGUCAUUCUUCGUUUUACUUUUGACAAAUUUUCACCCGAAUUUUUCUCCUAGCGUGGUUGAAAAUUUCACGCUUUACGUAAACUUGAGCAAAACUAUGUCAUUUCAAUCGUUCAUUACUUAUUCAUUUUUCCAGCCGUUCAACCGUAAGCGUUAAUUCUGUUUUCUGGUACAUUCUAAUGCGGUCGGUACACGCGCGGUAGAUAAAUCCGUACGAUCUCAGGCAGUUAUUCGUGGUUUCACCGUCCUUUGCCCGAUCAAUUGUCUCAGAUCUAUAAACGGAUUUACAACUCACGUUUGCUGAUUGAUCAGAGCCGAGUACAAUUGAGUUCACUGCACAGAAUUAUUGUAAUAUGUAAUUAUAAACGAUUUAGAGGAGUUGAGUUGAAAUUGUGAUUGUUAUUGUUGGAACGACGAUACCAUGUGAACUAUAGUACCUCUUGAUACACAUGACGUGUUUUACACGUCGUGUAUAACGAACAAUAUAAUAUACAGGUGAAUGGUAAUGACGAAUCCAAAUCGCGAUCAUGAUAUAUAUUUAUUGUAAAUAAAUAGUCGGUAUACAUGUAUACAUACGGAUUUAGUAUGUAUAACGAUAAGCGAGAACUUGUCUAGUUUAUACAUUUGAAUUUAAAUGUGUAAUUACUAUUGUGUAAUAUCAUAAUAAGACGAUGAAUGUUAGUAUUAAAGAGUACAACUUACAAUAUUUA